Molecule: messenger RNA, 2370 nt
Organism: Dioszegia hungarica
Lineage: Eukaryota; Fungi; Basidiomycota; Tremellomycetes; Tremellales; Bulleribasidiaceae
Product: amino acid permease-domain-containing protein
Exons: 13
Coding region: 1-2370 (789 amino acids)
Biological process (GO): transmembrane transport; amino acid transport
Cellular component (GO): membrane
Molecular function (GO): transmembrane transporter activity
Source: RefSeq, a predicted model, not a curated record
AUGGUCCCUAUCACUCCCCAGCGUCCGUCCGGGCGCCAUCUCAACUCGUCGUCCACAUUCGACUCUACCCUCUCGUCCUCAUCCCCGGGAUCUACCUCUACACUCCCCUCAUCCGCGCCAACCCCGUACAACACCGUCAUUCCGUCCACACCGGACCAUGAUAUCUCUUUUGAUACAGAGUCAGCCUUCGGCUCUUCCUCUCGCCUCACUUCUCGGGCGGGCGGGGACAUGCGGAUGGACUCGUCACCGUCUCGACCAACACCUACCUCCUCGCGCCAUCCCAGCAGCUUCUCCAGCUAUGCCGGAAGCUCGCAUCACCUUCUUCCCUACACACCGCCAAUUCGGGAUCCGCAAAUCCAGUCGUUCUCCAUCCCGUCCUCGGAUCGACCCGUCCCUCCCCCACUCUCCCUCGGCCACUCAUCCGCCUCCGGCCCUGAUGCCAAGUCUAUCGACGAGGACAUUGGGAAAGGCACAUUCGAGGCACCUGGUCACGACUCUGGGCCGGACGCCAAUACUCAGGCGGAUAGGGAUGCGCUCCGGCUCCAGCAGCUAGGGUAUGAUCCAGUGUUGGGGAGGGACUAUACGUUCUGGUCGAGUUUGGCGAUCAGCUGGUUGAAUAUUGGGUGUAUACAGGGGACGGUCUAUGCUGUAUCGGGGGCGUACUCGUUUGGUGGGCCGUUGAUGAUUCUCGUCAUGUGGCCCCUCUCCGGGAUAUGGACCAUCUUCCUCACCCUCUCUCUCGCCGAACUCGCCUCCGUCUACCCAGUAUCCGGCGCGAUGGCAUCAUGGGCGUGGAAAGUUGCGAGAGGAGGAGUAGGGUGGGAGAGGUGGUGGGCGUGGUUGAUGGGCGGGGUUGUUCUUGGGGGACAUGUUGCGAAUGUCCUGCUGGUAACUUGGCAGCUCGUCAACAUCGUACACGGUAUCAUGGGCCUCAGCUUCGACUAUGACUACAAGCCAUGGCAUGGUAUCUUGUUCUACCUCACCGUCCUCUUCGUAUGCGGUCUUGUCGGCUCGCAGGCCUGGGGUCGAUCACACCGCUUCUGGAUCUGCGCAGGGAUCUAUGGAGUAUGCGUCUGGUUGAUACUCUGCGUCUCUCUGCUAGCAUCCUCUGGCGCUCGCCACUCAUACUCCGUCUCGCCGAGUCUCUUCCUCAACAAUACGGGAUGGGAGUCGAGGCCGUAUGUCUUCAUAUUGGGCUGGGAGUACUGUACGAUUGCGUCUGGGCAUGACGCUUCGGCACACAUGGCAGAGGAGACGCAGAACCCCUCUCGCAAUGUACCGAACGCGAUGGUCUGCGCUAUGGCCCUGACCUAUAUCUGCGGGAUGAUCUCGAUCAGUCUGCUCUUGCUGUCGAUCAACCCGGAAGAUGCUGCUACCGUAGCGGAACAUACCUUUGCAGUUGGCUUCAUCCUUACUCAAGCCAUCAAUCGUCCCGCUGCUAUCGGCAUCUGCACCCUUCUCAUCUUCACCCUCACCGUCCAAAUCAUGGCUCAGCUCCAAGCAUCAUCUCGCUUCGUCUUCGCCAUGGCUCGGGACAACGCUAUGCCCUUUGCUGCCUCGAUCAGACGUACCAACGCCCGGAAACAGCCGAUCGUGGCGCACUGGCUGGUCAUUGCGCUCUGCGUUCCGUUCUCGCUUUUGGUGUUGGCGGGGAAGGGGCCGGUGUAUUCGGUGCUGGCGGUCACGGCGAGUACGCUGAGUUAUCUGGGCUAUACCACACCUGUCCUACUCUACCUCCUCUCCGGCAAGGAUCUCCGCACCGAGGGAAGAUCCUCCUGGUCACUCCGCACCAAGAGCAAGAUCAUCGGAACCGUCGGCGUCUGCUAUGGUAUCGCCGUCAUCUCGCUAUCCAUGGCUCCUGGAGAAUACCCCGUCACUGUCCAGAGUAUCAGCUGGGGACCGGUCAUUCUCGUUGGGACUGUAGCGGUCUGCCUCCUCACUUGGCGCUUCUACGGGAUCAAGCACUACUCCGGACCCAUCAAAGCAGUUACCAAGUGGGAGACUGGUGUCGAGAUCGACCUUCAAUCCGCCAUCACCACUCAGCGAAGUCGACCAACCGAUCCUGGCGCCGAUGCGGACUACUUUGGGCCUACCGACCCGGGUUCCAAGGCUCGAGGGACGAUACCUGUCUUUGUCCAGACGGCGGAUGAUUCUGAACGGCAGACAUCGACGAGAGGGACGGGUGGGACGGGCUCGGAGUGGACGGACGCGACGGCUAGUUCUGCUUCGGGACAGACUGCGACGCGGGCGGAGAUGGGCUCGGACGCUGGUAUGGAAAUGAGGGAGAGGUUGGACUCGGAAGAUCUGAGGGGUGUGGUGGAGAUCUUGAGGGAGUCAGGGGAGGGAGAGGAGAGGCAUCGGGGAAGAUAG